Messenger RNA from Cannabis sativa, 841 nucleotides. RefSeq names its product mediator of RNA polymerase II transcription subunit 32. Gene Ontology annotation, cellular component: mediator complex. NCBI's taxonomy places the organism in Eukaryota, Viridiplantae, Streptophyta, Magnoliopsida, Rosales, Cannabaceae. The transcript has 2 exons. The record is from RefSeq and is a predicted model, not a curated record. Gene Ontology annotation, biological process: leaf senescence; regulation of DNA-templated transcription; cold acclimation. The coding region runs from base 176 to 640 and encodes 154 amino acids.
UUUCAAUUUCAAGUAAUCAUUUUAAUCAUUUUCAGUCAAUCUGAAUUUUGUUUGCUCUGGCCUUCUUCCUCGAUCGCCACUCACUCUUCCGCCGGCCAUAACCGAACCAGUGCUUCAUGUUGCUGCCCUUCUGAGAAAAGGUUUUUUUUUCUUUCAAAGUUUGGGAGUCCACACAAUGGACAAUAUAGUUGAUUCAUUGAGCAAUGCAUACCAAGAGUUUGUUGCUGCAGCUGCAAAUAUCCUUGAAGCUAAGGAAAGCUGUAGUGCCCAGAAAACAUUAGCCACCGAUGCAGCUCUCGAGAAUUUCAAACAGAAAUGGGAAUUAUUCAGAGUGGCAUGUGAUCAAGCUGAGGAGUUUGUGGAGUCUGUCAAGCAAAGGAUAGGAUCAGAGUGCCUUGUGGAUGAAGCCACAGGCUCGGUGGUUGGAAAGUCUGGUGUUGGGAUUGGAAUUGGCCCUGCUGCCACUACUGGUCUUCCAGCAAUUAGCGCUGUUCGUUUGGAACAGAUGAGCAAAACCGUUAGGUGGCUUGUCCUUGAACUUCAACAUGGCUCUUCAGGUUCUUCUGCUGGUUCAGCCGCUCAUUCCCAUACACCGGGAGCUCCUUUCGAUGCUAGAUUUUCUGAGGAUUCAGCUCAAUAACUCUCCAUUUGUUGAGUUUUUCUUUUUGUAAGAUGUAGUGAUUCGACUGUAGUAUCUUCUAAGAGAGUCAUUCUUUCAUGUAAAAUUUUCGUAGAGUUUUACUCGAUAUCCAAAGGGAAGAAAGGCUAUGCUCUUCAGGUUUUGAUUCUGGCUGUAUGAAAGAUUCUAGUUCACCUUAAUAAUUUCAGAUACUGUUCCUCA